ACUGCCCGUCAUCUGAACGCUUUGGCCCGCACGGAGCACCACCGAAAGUAGAAAAAGAAAGCAUGAAGCUGCUCGCCGCCUCCCUUUUGUUGCUCGUGGCCAGCUGUGCCUGGGCGCAGGAUGAUCUUCAGGACGAAGAUGACAGCGUGAACAGCGACUUCAAUGGUGUGAGGGUUGCCCGGCAGUGGAAUAAUGGACGUGGCGGAGCCCGUCGUCAUGGUGCCCAUGGAAAUUUCGGAGGUGGCGGCGGCUACCCAGGAGUAUACCCAGGAAGCUAUCCAGGAGGCAACAGGUAUAAUGGAGGAGGUUUUGGAGGCCCCCAGAUUAGCUCAAGCUCGUCGAACGCCAACGCAGCCUCGCAAAACUUCAACUCCGGAUUUGGCGGAUUCGGAGGCUCGGCUUCCAACGCAAACGCGGCCUCUUCCAACUUCAACUCUGGCUUUGGCGGACGUGGUGGUGCGUCAGGCUCUGCAGCCAACGCUGCAGCCUCCAGCCAAAACUUCAACGCUGGAGGCUUUGGAGGUCUGGGCGCCAGCGGCUCUGCUGCCAACGCCGCUGCCAACACGCAGAAUUUCAACUCUGGAUUUGGACGCUGAAGACAAUUUUCAUGAUGACCACAGGCGCUGUUUUGGAUUUCGCACUCUACGAAUAUGUCAAAUUUUAAAAUAAAUUUUAUAAUAAUCUUAAUGAGAAUGAAUUAAAAAGCAUAACAUUUCAAUAUGUAUAUUUAAUGUGUGUACCAUCAAGUGAUAUUCCAAUAAACCAUGAAUUUAUAACCAGAAACUACAAUAA
Molecule: messenger RNA, 792 nt
Organism: Neocloeon triangulifer
Lineage: Eukaryota; Metazoa; Arthropoda; Insecta; Ephemeroptera; Baetidae
Exons: 2
Coding region: 63-596 (177 amino acids)
Source: RefSeq, a predicted model, not a curated record